Eleginops maclovinus (Patagonian blennie) is the source of this 2980-nucleotide messenger RNA. RefSeq names its product MUS81 structure-specific endonuclease subunit (gene mus81). Bases 781 to 2634 code for a protein of 617 amino acids. Gene Ontology annotation, biological process: double-strand break repair via break-induced replication; resolution of meiotic recombination intermediates; mitotic intra-S DNA damage checkpoint signaling. The record is from RefSeq and is a predicted model, not a curated record. Gene Ontology annotation, cellular component: Holliday junction resolvase complex; nucleus. Gene Ontology annotation, molecular function: crossover junction DNA endonuclease activity; 3'-flap endonuclease activity; DNA binding. The transcript is spliced from 18 exons. Lineage: Eukaryota; Metazoa; Chordata; Actinopteri; Perciformes; Eleginopidae.
AUCCUCCUAAAUUAACAAUAUAAUUCCUGCUUCUUCGGGAAAAAAUAGACAAUGGUAUAUGUCUUCUUAAAUUUACAGGUAAAGGUAGAUCAGCUUUCAUGCAUGCACCUCCAAGAUUAGUAUAAAUGUAUAUAUUAGGCAGAUUUAAGAGCAUUUAACCAACUUGAGUUAACUUCCCAUAUGCUCUAAUUAGUAGGAUCUGGAAGGGUAAUAAGGAAUAUAAACAAAAAAAUGACCAAAUGUUUACAUUAAAGCCUCCGGUUGAUGACAGGAAAUGUUGCUACAGGCAUAAAGGGUGUUAUUGGUAUGACUACUGACAGGUUUAGAGCCUGAAACUUUGGGUUGAGAGAGGGAAAUAUGUUGAGUAUUGAACAGUUAAACAUAUGUUGUCCAAGCAAAACUAUUGGUAAAGUUUCAGUGGAUUUUUGCUGAGGUAUUUCCUCUUAUGUUCAGUCAAAGUACGAGUUAAAUCUGCUUUACUCUGCCUCUGUAAACUGUGUGUAUGAAUGCAUGAAAGACAGCACUGACACAUUAGUUGUGCUCCUUAGGAGAGUUGGCAGGGUGAGGUUGGAUUCCUGGUCUCUGUCGGAUCAUGUUGGAGGAAUCCUGCAGACGCCCUUCAGCCUGGGGAAACACGGAGGCGGACUCAGAUGUCACUGUACGCAUUCAUGCCCCGCCUCCUUGGUCCACCUCCGGUCACGUGACUGAUGUAAACAGGAAGUCUUUGAAAAUCAACGCGCCAGAUCCUGAUGCUAACUCACAAGUGAAAGGUCCAAAGGGAUGCCAGCUUCGGAGCAGGUUCGAUUGGGUCGGAAACGCCCCCUGCCCGCCUGCCCAAACCCUCUGUUCCUCAAGUGGCUCACCGAGCUGCGGGACGAUGCCAAAGAGAAGGGGCUGAAGCUGCAGUACACCUACCAGAAGGCCAUCAGCUCUUUGAAUAAGUAUCCGUUGCCGCUUCAAAACGCCAAGGAGGCAAAAAUCCUGCAGAGCUUUGGAGACGGCAUCUGUAAAAUACUGGAUCAGAAACUGCAGCGGUAUCUUAGAGAGAACGGUCCAGACGCUCCUAUCCACUCUCUCCCUGAAGGAGCGCCCCCUCCUGGCCGACAGGACAACAACAGCCUGGAUCCCUCCAGAAAGAAGAAUGCAGCAGGGGAUCAAGGGAAAAACAAAGGAGGAGGGAGGAGGAAGAAGAGGGAAUACAUACCCCAGAAAAGGUCUGGGGGUUACGCUGUGCUGCUCACACUUUACAGAGAGUCGCAGAUCCCAGGAAGCAAAGGCUACAUGUUCAAGAUGGAGCUACAAGCAGAGGCUCAGCAACUCUGCGAUAAGUCCUUCACUGUGCCAGAUCUGGGCAGCAAGUACACGGCCUGGUCCUCAGUGAGCACUCUGAUCCAGAAGAACCUGGUGAUGAAGACCCACAACCCUGCAAGGUUUUCUCUGACAGAAGACGGUCUGGCUUUAGGGGGGCGUCUAGAAUCUUUAGAAGGAACUAAAGAUGGUCCAGAAGGAGACAGAGAGGCCAGGAGUGAAGGAGACGAGGAGGGGGAGGAAGAGGAAGGUGUCGCGGCGGUUGUGGACCUCACUGCUAGUGAUGACGACGAAGAGAAGGAAGAGGACAGAUUACACCCUACAGAGACCUGUGCUGCCCAGCCGAGGAGUGUCGUUCCUGGGAUGUUCUUUUCAGGAAAACCCCAAAACGUACCGAGCAGAAACCCAAACUCAUGGAGUCUUCUUCCUGGCUCCUACGAGAUCAUCCUCUGUGUCGACUUCAUCGAGACCACCGGCGGCAGCAAACACUGCAAGCAAGAGCUGGUGAAAGAGCUGCAGAGGAACGGGGUGAGCUUCGAUGUGAGGAAGCUGAACGUGGGAGACUUCCUGUGGGUCGCUCGGGAAAAGGUCUCACCCGUUCCAGGACAGUUGCGAACCCCCGUUGGCCGUGAGCUCGUCCUGGAUUACAUCAUCGAGAGGAAGAGGAUGGACGACCUGUGUGGCAGCAUCAUCGACGGACGCUUCAGGGAACAGAAGUUCCGUCUGAAGCGCUGUGGUCUGCGUAAACCCUGCUACCUGGUGGAGGAGUGCGGGAAAGCUGCCUCUCACCUGAGUCUACCUGAGACUACGCUGCAGCAGGCCAUAAUCAACACACAGGUCAUUGAUCGUUUCUUUGUGAAGAGAGUCCAGGAUGUGAGGGAGUCAGUGGCCUACCUCACAGUCAUGACGAGAUACCUGAACAAACUCUACCAGAACUGUACGCUGACGUGUCGCUCCAGAGAGCUGGAGGGGGAUGGAGAGGAUGAAGAGGAGGAGGUGGAGGAGAGAGGAUCCCCUUCAUGUUCCCUCAUCUCUUUUGCAGAGUUCAACCACGGUGCAAUCAAAAACAAGUGUCAGACAGUGAAGGAAGUGUUUGCCCGUCAGCUGAUGCAGGUGAGCGGACUGUCAGGGGACAAAGCAGCUGCUAUACUGGAGCUGUACAGCACUCCCCUCAGUCUGCUGACGGCCUAUGAGCGAUGUGCAGGUGAAACCGAGAAAGAGAAGCUCCUCUCAUCCAUCAGAUAUGGGAAGCUUAAAAGAAACCUGGGUCCAGCUCUGAGCAGAACCGUGUAUCAGCUGUACUGCACUCAGGGAGCACUGACGUAGCUUAAAUACACAAAAAUAUGUCAUAUCAUGAACAUUAUUUCACUCAUUCACAUCGUUUUCAUCCCUACUUUACUUGGAUAAAACACAUUUUAGGAUGGAAAUGUCCUGUUGUGUAAAUAUAAACAUGCUGCUAAGUUCUCAGUACCGUAACAUAUUGCUACUUGUAUGAAGAAUUUCACAAUUACCUCCUGAAACUAUAAUAAGGCUGAUCAUUUUGAAUUGUAUUUUCGUUAUUGCUUAUGUUAAACACGAUGUUUUACAGUGCAGUUUGUGACAAAGGGCAGAAAGCACUGUGUUAAACUUCCAGACAUUCAGAAAUUAAAUAAAGGUGUUUUUAUUUGCUGAA